Staurois parvus is the source of this 282-nucleotide messenger RNA. The record is from the annotation of a GenBank genome assembly. Lineage: Eukaryota; Metazoa; Chordata; Amphibia; Anura; Ranidae.
AUGGGGCCCCCGGGCAAUAGGGGUCAUGGGGCCCCUGUGUCCUUGCCCAAACUCAAAAAAGCCUAUGAAAAAGGUACCAGGGACAUCUCAUGGGGCCCCCUACUGACCCCGGGCCCUCGGGCAGUGCCCGAGUUCCCCAAUUGUCAGUCCGCCCCUGGGACCGCAUGCACACCUCAGCAGUCUGUAGAGGGAACAUUGAUUAGGAUAAUAGCAUUGAUCUCUACUAAUCUCAUAUAACAUUCUUCCAGAUUUGUAAGUCAGAAAUUUAAGAGUAAGAAAUUU